AUGGCGGAGCCGCCGCCGCCACCGGGGCCUCAGGGGGGCUCGGCCGCACCUCCCGGCGGCACGGGGCGUGCCGGGGCUCACGGCGUGUCCUCCGCGGGCCCCGGCACGCCCCCCGCGGGCCCCGGCACGCCCCGUGCCGCCGUCUCUGAGCCUCAACCCCCUCGCCCACCCGGCCCGGAGGCUCCCCCGCGGCCAGGCCCGACGCAGGACCCGCUGGACGACCCCCGCUACACCAUCUCCAGCACCAACUGGUAUUAAACCAACAGCGCAGCCCCCGCUCCAGGGAGCCUCCCCCGCCGCACCCACCCCGCCACGGAGAGGAAGAAGCCGCCGGCGCGGAGGUUUCUCAAUAAAGGAGACCGAAGCGCAAA
Onychostruthus taczanowskii (white-rumped snowfinch) is the source of this 371-nucleotide messenger RNA. RefSeq lists its product as uncharacterized. The transcript is spliced from 2 exons. The record is from RefSeq and is a predicted model, not a curated record. The coding region runs from base 1 to 258 and encodes 85 amino acids. Lineage: Eukaryota; Metazoa; Chordata; Aves; Passeriformes; Passeridae.